This is a messenger RNA of Drosophila ficusphila, 2563 nucleotides long. RefSeq lists its product as uncharacterized. The transcript has a single exon. Lineage: Eukaryota; Metazoa; Arthropoda; Insecta; Diptera; Drosophilidae. The record is from RefSeq and is a predicted model, not a curated record. The coding region runs from base 33 to 1781 and encodes 582 amino acids.
UCUCCCAAGCGCUCAGUACGCGGUCGAGCAUAAUGUCAGCCAGAGGUGGCUUUGCCCGCCUCAUAUUUCUGGUGGCUGCGGCCGUCUUCGCGCUCCUCCUCCUCCUAAAUGCUCUGCAGCGGACGGAUGACCUUAAACCGAAUGUUCCUCCCGGCCGAAGAACAGAAGUGAGCCCUGCAAAGGUAACGCCGCCGCCUGUUCACCACCUGGAGGAGCCCAUGAAGGAGGAGCUGGUGCGACAACUGGAGCAAGAAUUGCCCGAGGUGGACUACGGCUUUUGGUACCACUUCGCCAAGCCCAAGGGCUACAAAGUGAACAAUACCUGCGCACCAUAUCCCGAUCCGUUGGACCUACAGCUGCACAACAUCUAUUGGCAGACAUUUGUGAACUCGAACGUGACCUUUCGCCUGUACGCCGCCUAUUUGGAUACAAGAGAGGCGUUGAAGCGUCCUACGGUGAGAAUUUUGUCCACUGCCAAUCAGAUUGGCGACGAUUUCCCACCGACGCACUGUCAACUGUGGUUCGAGGGCCGUCACGAACCCAUUUUCGUGCCCGUGGCCGAGUAUCUGAGUGUGUGGGUGAAGGCGUGGGGCAGCAAGAGGAACCUUAACUACCCGCACCUGCUGAGCUGCCCGGUUCCCGAUGAACUGCCACCGUCGGUGACACAAACGUUUCCCAGGACCGUGUCGCUGGUCUCGCAACGUUGUGAAAAGGCCAGCAACUCGUUGAGGGUCAACCAAGUAAAGCCCGACACCACCUCUCAGAAUCAGAAUGCCUCCGCGAGCAAAGAUCAGAAUCAAACCACUAGUGAAGAGGCACCUCUGAAUUUCGGAGUUUGCGUUAAGGGCUUCGACUUUCCAUAUGUGGACUUAUCGGAACGCCUGAUAGAAUGGUUUGAACUGCAAAAGAUUUUGGGUGCCUCACGGAUAUACGCCUAUAUGUACGACGCGCAUCCGGCAGUGCAGCGGGUGCUGGACUACUACCAGCGAACGGGAUACCUGGAGCUGCGACCCCUGACCUUGGCCAACGGAAUGCCCCGGUUGAGGCACUACCAGCACAUGUUGCUGCAGCAGCGGAGGCUGGAGAAGCGGUUGAAUGAACUGAUACCCUACAACGACUGCUUCUACAGGAAUUUGUAUCGGCACGAUUAUCUGGUCAAUGUGGACGUGGACGAGGUGAUAAUGCCGCUGGGCGAGAAUCGCAAUUGGCAUCAGUUGGUGCAAAAGGCCCACGCUCUGGAGGCUGAAAAGGGUGGCACAUGUGCCGGGCGAUUUCCGGCGUUGUGCUUCAUAAACUCGUACUUCACCAAAGUGCUUUCCGAGUUGAGCAACCACGAGGAGCAGGCCAUCGCCGGGGAGCUGUUUGUGCUGCAGCACACACAGAGGUUCAAGAACUACUCGCUGCCGGGAAGGGCCACCAAGUGCUUCCACAACGCGCGUCUCUCCUUGACGCUGCACAACCACUUCACUCUGAAGUGGCUGCCCGGCGGCUGCAAUCCCCGCACUCUGGAGACCUCGGUGGCCCAAAUGCAGCACUACAGGGAGCCGGAUAAGAAGUACAAUGCCACCGAUCUGGUGGAGGACCGCAGUGUCUGGAAGUUCGCCGGGGAGCUGCGUGCUGCCGUGGAAUCAGUGUGGCUCCAUUUGGACGAUGUGCUGGCCCAAAUCAGUGAUCCCGAUGAGCAGCUGGAGGAGUCACUCGACCAGGACGGCGAGGAAUUGGAGAGAGAGCAACAGCCCCUCCAGCCAAUCCUCCAGGCUCCACAACUGCCCACAAGAUGAGUUGGAAUAGGAAUAGUUAUAUAUAUAUUAUAUAGGUUAUAUAGGAUCAGAGCAGUGGCGGUGAUGUAGUCCAUUUUGUCUUUUUUAUUAGCCUUAAGUUUUAGUUUUUCCCUGCAAUGGUAAAUUUUCGACGAACCACGCAUCUUUUAGUCGAAGAACGGGGCUUAGAUUUAUCUAUAGUUUUUUUAAUUUAUUAUUUGUUUCUUCAGAAAAUGAACAUGCUUAGUAAUCUACAUAAUGAUCUGAUUGACAAAAAUAGUGUUUUACCUUGCACUGCAGGAAAUCGAUCCAUCAUACUCGACAAGUUUAGAGAGUAGUUUCUCAGCUGGUUUUGUUGCAGUGAUAACCUCGGAAUUUGCAGUGAUUGAUUGCAUCUGGUCUGCGGAAUAUCUUAUCGACGCGGGAGUGGAAUGAUAUUUGCGUCACUUUCCCCGACCCUUUCGAUAUGUUUACUUCUUCCAUCGUCGAGCAAGCGAACCUCAUUGACUCCAAACACACAAUUCUUUAUAGCGGGAAAAGUCGGCGAAGAUAGUGCGCGUCGACAGCUAAAAUUGGAUUCGGGGAAUAUCCCACAUACCGCUAAAGGUUUUUCAAUGAUAUUGCUCAAAAAAAAAAAGAUAACGUAUCAAUUUGAGGGCACAUAAGUGUUUUUAUUUUCGUAUUACUGGCUUAGUUGAAUAACUUAUAUAAGUAAACUAAAAAGAAAUAUUUUUUUUUGCUAAUUUAUAGUUUUAUCUUUUAAGAGUGUAAGGUUCCAAUAAAUAUUUAAAGCAAUCGCGAAA